Molecule: messenger RNA, 1084 nt
Organism: Orussus abietinus
Lineage: Eukaryota; Metazoa; Arthropoda; Insecta; Hymenoptera; Orussidae
Product: mediator of RNA polymerase II transcription subunit 29
Exons: 2
Coding region: 182-745 (187 amino acids)
Biological process (GO): regulation of transcription by RNA polymerase II
Cellular component (GO): mediator complex
Molecular function (GO): transcription coregulator activity; transcription factor binding
Source: RefSeq, a predicted model, not a curated record
GCACAGGAUGCGAUUGCACGACCCUGCCCGUGAGUGCCCGUGAGCAAUCUCCCAACUCAUCUCUGGUAAACAGUGGUGAAUUUCACUGAAAUUAUUGUGCACAGUACACAUCCAGUACUGAUAGUAACACGUAAGAAUUAUACAUAGUAGUAUAAGUAGGUCAAGUUAAAAUUUGAGAACAAUGAAUAUCUCAUCGAUGCAACAACCGGGUUCUAUGGGAAUGGGUCAAAUAACACAGCCAGCAAAUCCUCAGCUUACACAACCUCAACAACAAACGCAAUCACAAGGUCAACAACAGACUCAACAGCAACAAGCGCAAGAAAAACUCGACAAUAUUUCUAAAGUCAAAUCGUUGAUUGGGUCGUUAAGGGAAUCUCUUGCCGUCGCACUCAAAACUGCGGCACAAACGUUGCAUCAAAAUAGCCUUGUAGAUGUGGGGUCUUUAAAAGGCAUUGAUUCGCCAGACCAUCGAUUCAAUAAAAACAUGGAAGAGUUCUACUCGAUCUGUGAUCAAAUCGAGUUACAUUUGAAAACUUCCAUCGAAUGUCUCUCUCAGAAUGCCAGUUCAAUCCGUUACUUACCAAUCUCUGUCAUACCAACGAGAACAGAUACAGUUGCUACUCAGGAAGGGCCUGCUUUAUCCUACCCUCAAUUUCUCAUGACAGUGCGAGCUCAAGUUAUGCACACUCAAGAAAUUCAUGACACUUUAAUUUCGGCUGCUCGUAUGAUUGCACCAACCGAAUGAGCUAGGUAUGAUCGUCACACAUGUGGAAUAUAUUAUACAGAUUCUAUGACUAACAAUUAUGUGAGCACUACAAUGUGAUGUAAAUAGUAUCAAAGGAAAGUGUGAAUGAUGUACUUAUAAAAAAACGACUGAUUUAUUAUAAAUGAAAACUAAACUUGCAAUGUUUAUACAAAUCCACCUAUAUGAUAUCUAAAUGAUUUUAAUAAGGGUAUUACGACAUUAUUAAAAGUGAGCAUUUUUUAAAUAAUGGGCAAAUUGCGUCCUUUAACUACCAACAAUGAAAAAAUGUUAAUUAUACAUUAGCUGAUGUAAGAAAUAAAUAGUUUUGGCUUUUCACAA